AAAAAAGGAAAAUAAACUUCUUCUAAUAAAGUAGUUUUAAUCAGGAUACUCCUAUAAAACAGCGAUUCUUGCCAUUUUGACUCUUCCUUGCAACUGAAACUCUCCUGUUUAUCUCUGGUCUUUCGCUCUUUACUCUCCAACAAGCUUUUAAUUUGCUUUGAAAAUAUCGUUUCUUUUACAUAUUCCUCUCUAUUUUUAAAAAACCCAUCUUUGAUGAUACAGUUUUGGAGAUGAAUCCAGCGAGUCCCUUCCCAGUGAAAUACACAGAACACAGAACUGUUACUAACAAGCUAGUGAAGCCAUCCAGCAAGUGGUUUCCAAUGGAGUCCAAAGCCAAAGCCCCUAAAGUUGUCAGGGUUUGUAUCACCGAUGGAGACGCCACCGAUUCUUCAAGCGACGAAUGUGAUCGGGUGAGAUACCAGAGAGUGAAAAGGCAUGUGAACGAAAUCAGGAUCCAAGAUUGUUCCACUGCCAAUUUCUCCAAGCCACCCAACAAGCAAAACAGGCAAGUAAGUAAUAAAAGCAACCAUGUGAAUAUCCGAUCAAAGAAGCAGCAACAACAACAGCAACAAUGUUUGUCCAACGGUGUGAAGUAUCGCGGGGUUCGACAAAGGCCGUGGGGGAGAUGGGCGGCUGAGAUCAGAGACCCCACAAGUCGAACCAGGGUCUGGCUUGGGACUUAUGACACGGCGGAAGAAGCGGCCUUGGUGUACGACCGAGCCGCGAUUCGAAUCAAAGGCCCGGAUGCUCUCACAAAUUUUUCGAAACCUCCUGUGAGGCCUCCGCCGGAGAUUGAACUCGAAAUGAUUUCCGGGUAUGAUUCGGGUCAAGAAUCUCAGUCUCUCUGUUCACCUACAUCUGUUCUCACGUUCCAGUCCAAUGAAGAAGCUGAACUUCAAACCGAAUCCAACGAUGACUCUUUAGACGACAUGGAAAGAGGGUGGAGACCUGUUGAAGAACUGACAGGCGAACCAAAAGACAGCAAUUUGGAACUUGAUAUCUCUGUAAAAUUAGACGUUGAUUUUGGGUCUUCCACAUGGGAUGUAGAUAACUACUAUUAAUAUCAGUUUAAUAUCACUUCCCUGGAGUUGCUGCUUGUUCCCACUUCCCAUUUGCUGGUAAAUACUUUACCCUUCGUAAUUUACUUCAAUGUCAUGGUAAAUUUCCGAGUGGAAUUUUGGUCACAUAUUUUCCAGUUUUCUUUCAGUACUUUUUUACUAGAGUGUGUUAACAAAUGCCAAGUUAAUAUGUAAAUUCUUGCUUCUUUUCCGUGUAUGGCUUUUCCUUUCUUUUGAAUUGAAUUGGUUCGGUGUGCGUUUCA
Molecule: messenger RNA, 1321 nt
Organism: Gossypium arboreum
Lineage: Eukaryota; Viridiplantae; Streptophyta; Magnoliopsida; Malvales; Malvaceae
Product: ethylene-responsive transcription factor CRF5-like
Exons: 2
Coding region: 231-1061 (276 amino acids)
Biological process (GO): regulation of DNA-templated transcription
Molecular function (GO): DNA-binding transcription factor activity; DNA binding
Source: RefSeq, a predicted model, not a curated record